AUGCCCCCAGCUAUGGACUUCAUCUACAAGUCCAUGCAAGCUAAUAGGACGGAUCGGGACCUCGAAUUCUGGAUGAGAUCGAUGAGAACCGCCAAAGGGGCGCCUCUGGCGGAUGAAAACAAAACAGCGGAGCUGGAUGCUGGGGUUUCCUCCCGGAUCAUACUUACUCGAGACCCGGAGAACAUCAAAGCUAUACUCACUGGCCAGUUCUCCGAUUAUGGCAAGGGCGAAUCGUUUCACCGCGAUUGGCGCGAGUUCCUGGGAGACAGCAUCUUCGUGACCGAUGGCGAGCAGUGGUCUGCCUCGCGGCACCUUAUUCGGCCUAUGUUCGUACGAGAUCGCCUUGUGGAUACGGAGAUAUUCGAGAAACACGUUCAACAUCUGAUUCCUCUACUGGCUGGGGAGAAUGGAAACAAGGUUGUCGAUGUCACCUCUCUAUUUUUCCGCUACACCUUGGACGCUGCCACCAACUACCUCCUCGGCGAUGGAACAGACAGCUUGCAGAACCCGGAAACAGAAUUCGCAGAGGCUUUCCGCUAUGUGCAGCGCCGUCAGGCACAAUUUUUCCGGCUGGGUGUAUUCAAGUUCAUGCUCUCACGCACGGAGUUCCGUCGCCAACUCAAAGUCAUGGACGACUUCAUAAAACCCUACAUCGACCGCGUCAUCGCCAUGUCGCCCGCCGAGUUAGAUCAGAAGCACUCCAAGAGCGACACCUUCCUCCACGCGCUUGCGCGCUUCACCAAAGACCGCCGCAUCCUCCGCGAUCAACUGGUCGCCGUGCUCCUCGCUGGCCGCGACACAACAGCCGCAACCCUCUCCUUCUGCCUCUUCGAACUAGCCCGCAACCCUGAAAUCACAGCUAAACUCCGCGAAGAGAUCGCCUCUCGCCUAGGCGUCGGCGCCUCCGCUCAAAAGCCCUCUUACGCAGACCUCAAGGAAAUGAAGUACCUUAACGCCGUCCUCAACGAAUCAAUGCGCCUCUACCCAGUCGUCCCAUUCAACGUCCGCUUCUCCUUGAAGGACACAACUCUCCCUCGCGGUGGCGGACCGGACGGCCUCUCCCCCGUCGCCGUCAAAGCCGGCUCCCGCAUCGUCUACUCUACAAUGAUCAUGCAGCGCAGCCCGGAAAACUACGACCCCCCCUCUGCACCGAACUACUUCGACCCGGCGCAGUGGAAACCAGAGCGCUGGGUCUCCGGGUGGCAGCCGAAACCGUGGCAGUUUAUCCCGUUUAACGGCGGUCCAAGGAUCUGCAUUGGGCAGCAGUUUGCGAUGAUUGAGAUGGGAUAUACGGUUGUGAGGAUCUUGCAGGCUUUCGAGUCUGUUCGGGCUGUGCCGGAGAUCGGGAAGAGUGUUGUUGAGGACCCGAGGCUGAGGUUUGAGGUUACGCUUACGCCGGCUUCGGAGUUGAAUUGUGUUUUUGUGAGGGAUGGAGAGGGUGCGGAGCAUGAGAAGGUAGUUGUUUCAUAA
Molecule: messenger RNA, 1470 nt
Organism: Aspergillus mulundensis
Lineage: Eukaryota; Fungi; Ascomycota; Eurotiomycetes; Eurotiales; Aspergillaceae
Product: cytochrome P450
Exons: 2
Coding region: 1-1470 (489 amino acids)
Molecular function (GO): heme binding; iron ion binding; oxidoreductase activity, acting on paired donors, with incorporation or reduction of molecular oxygen
Source: RefSeq, a predicted model, not a curated record